GUGAGGUACAGAGUACCUGUCGUUACUACUUGCCAGGACUUGGACCAGUGCACCAGCUCAUUCAUUACCUAUCGAAUCUUCCACCACCUGCGUCUUCCGCAGCAUCUCGCCCUGAAUCAACUUUCGAGACUGCCCCCUCGUGUACCAUUAUCCCACUGAAGUUGGCAACCCUCGAUCCCUAUCCGCGGGCACUUCCUUUCACAUCAACUACGAGUGCCAGCGUCAGCUAUUUACCCAUCGUACCUACCUUAGCUCCCCUUACCUCAUCGACACCUCGUAGCUUUUGUGCUAUCCUCAUCGCGUCGAUAAACCUCCUUACGCGCCAACACACCGACACGUAUGGAUAGCUAGCCCUCGUCCUAUUCAGAAACCAUGUCUACCAGAUACGCACUCGUUUCUCUGCCGCUCGGCAUCUUCGACUCCAGCGACAAGGAAGACGCCAUUGCCUCCCUGAACGCUACCAUUUCGCCCGAGAAUGGCAGCGUACGCCCUUUCAACAUACCUGAUUUCAAAAUCGGUACUUUGGAUGCGUUGGUUCAGCAAGCCGAUGACCUCGCUAAACUGGAGUCUACCUGCGAGGCCGUCGUAGCGAAGGUCGCUGACUCCUUGAAGUCAAUCCUCGACGGCGACGAGGACAAGAUCUCCCAGCAAAAGAUGGUCAACGACAAGCCUACCGAUCAAUACGUCAGUUCCUUCUCCUGGAACAGGGUCCGAUACCGAGCCGACAAGCCUCUGAGCGAACUUGUCGAUACUCUACAAAAGGAGCUCAUCACUACCGACAACGAUGUCAAGAGCAAGUUCAAUCAGUAUAACUCGGUUAAGACAAACUUCGCCACGCUGCAGCGCAAACAGACUGGCAACCUGGCAACUAAGUCCCUCACCCCUGUUGUUGAUCCAGCAUUGCUCAUCCAACAUUCGGAAUAUCUGGAGACGCAUCUGAUCGUCGUGCCAAACAACGCGAAGAAAGAUUUCUUGAGAAGCUAUGAAACGUUGGCACCGAUGGUCGUCCCCCGUUCUGCCGUACAAGUUGCCUCUGACGACGAGUUCACCUUAUUUGCGGUUACAGCGUUCAAGAAACACAGUGCCGAAUUUCUACAAAAGUGUCGCGAGCAAAAAUGGACCCCGCGUCAGUACAAGUACGUCGAAGGCGGCAAAGAGGAGGAGCAACGCGAGCUGGACCGGGUGGCUCGCGAAGAGAAGAAGACAUGGGGCGAGGCUCUGAGAAUUGGCCGGACUGGCUGGAGCGAGAGCGUCAUGAUCUGGCUGCACGUGCUCGCACUGCGCGUAUUCGUCGAAGCAGUCCUUCGCUACGGACUCCCACUUGACUACGUCAGUGUCCUUAUCAAGACAAAUUCGAAGUUGGUCAAGAAGGUCAAAACUGCACUUGACUCUAACUACUCGUAUCUGGGAGGUAAUGCUUUUGGGAGAGAUAAGCGCGGCAAGAUCACCAAAGAUGACGCCACAUUGUCAUCCGAGAUGGCGGCAGCCGGCCUAGGCGGAGGCGAGGGCCAUGAGUACACGGCAUAUGUGUACUACGAGUUCGACUUCCCCUAAGCGCAUUACACUGGGGUGAUGUGAUGGAGACAAGAGGCCCGGCACUCGCACCUGUAUGUAUGCACCGAGCACCUAGGGGAUGGAUCUGGGAGACAAUGGAACCAUAAGUAGAAUGGGCUUAGGCUGGUUCUACUUUAACAGGUUCGAACGGUGGGCGCAAUGAGAGAGAUGUGGAAGAUACCGAAACCUUUGUCGACGUCUA
Molecule: messenger RNA, 1756 nt
Organism: Colletotrichum destructivum
Lineage: Eukaryota; Fungi; Ascomycota; Sordariomycetes; Glomerellales; Glomerellaceae
Product: Putative ATPase, V1 complex, subunit C, vacuolar ATP synthase subunit C superfamily
Exons: 6
Coding region: 373-1554 (393 amino acids)
Biological process (GO): proton transmembrane transport
Cellular component (GO): vacuolar proton-transporting V-type ATPase, V1 domain
Molecular function (GO): proton-transporting ATPase activity, rotational mechanism
Source: RefSeq, a predicted model, not a curated record